UCCCGCGGGCCGUGGGCCCCGCACACUGGGGCUUUGUCCGGCCCCCCGCCACGAUCCACGGGGGAGGGGGGCCCCACAUGACCGAGGGGGUAGGAGGAGCCUGCGGCUGUGGCAGCGGCGGCAGCGGCGGCGGCGGCAGCGGCUCCAUCACUUUCCUCCGGGGCCGGGGGUCGGCGGGCGGUGGCACCGGCGACUGGACAGGUCUGGGCAGGGCCGUGGACGCCGGGCCCCUGGUUCCCCAUCAGGCUGCGGGCUCUGGGCCUGGGGCCAGCUGGGCAGCUGUAAACCCAGCGCUUUCCAGGCGCCGAGCUGGGGGUGCGCCCGGCCACCCGGCCUCGGGAUCAUGGGGAAUGGCAUGACCAAGAGGCCCAAGACCCCUCAUGCAGCACCCAGACCUAUCAGGGAGAUGGCUUCCUGGGGUCCCAUCACCAAUAGAGAAGAGCUGCGGGCCCCAGCUACCAUGGGUGGGAAGGGGUGCAGCCUGCCCCCUGACCCCUGCUGUCCUUCCUCCAGAUGCCAAAGACCCUGAUCAGCUAGGCCGGAAUAAGAUCACACACAUCAUCUCUAUCCAUGAAUCACCCCAACCUCUGCUGCAGGAUAUCACGUACCUUCGAAUCUCAGUCGCUGAUGCUCCUGAGGUACCCAUCAAAAAGCACUUCAAAGAAUGUGUCAACUUUAUCCACAGUUGCCGCCUCAACGGGGGUAACUGCCUUGUACACUGCUUUGCAGGUAUAUCUCGAAGUACCACCAUUGUGAUCGCCUAUGUGAUGACGGUGACCGGACUAGGCUGGCGGGAAAUACUUGAAGCCAUCAAGGCCACCAGGCCCAUCGCCAACCCAAACCCAGGCUUUAGGCAGCAGCUUGAGGAGUUUGGCUGGGGAAACUCGCAGAAGCUUCGCCGGCAGUUGGAGGAGCGCUUCGGGGAGAGCCCGUUCCGCGACGAGGAGGAACUGCGCACGCUGCUGCCUCUCUGCAGGCGCUGUCGCCAGGGUUCGGCGACCUCCGCCACGUCGGCCACAGCGUCCUCCGCCGCUUCCGAGGGGACCCUGCAGCGCCUGGUGCCGCGGGAAGCCCACCGGCCGCUGCCGCUGCUGGCGCGCGUCAAACAGACUUUCUCCUGCCUCCCGCGGUGCCUGUCGCGCAAGGGCGACAAGUGAGCGCCCUGCCCGCCGCUCCGCCUGUCCUCACGCCACAGCCCUUCGCCGGCGGCCAGGGCUUCCCGCAUCCGGGAAGCGCCCAGAGCUUUCGGGAGCCUCGCCCAUGCCCAAUGUCCACCACGCUUGUCUGCGUCCGUCCUCAGUGUCCCCUUUGUGAGUCCGUGUUCCGCCGACCUGCUUCAAGCCACCUGGUGCCUUAGUCCUUGAGCCCGGGGAAGGGGUCCUAGGCCUCCAUCCAGACAGACGGGGAGCAGGAGGUUGGUCGGGUGGGGUGGACCGGCCUGGAGGAGAUUAAAGAGAUGCGGACGUU
Messenger RNA from Alexandromys fortis (reed vole), 1467 nucleotides. It is a transcript of the gene Dusp15, whose product is annotated as dual specificity phosphatase 15. Lineage: Eukaryota; Metazoa; Chordata; Mammalia; Rodentia; Cricetidae. Gene Ontology annotation, cellular component: cytosol. Bases 381 to 1157 code for a protein of 258 amino acids. Gene Ontology annotation, biological process: protein dephosphorylation; signal transduction. The record is from RefSeq and is a predicted model, not a curated record. The transcript has 7 exons. Gene Ontology annotation, molecular function: protein tyrosine phosphatase activity; protein tyrosine/serine/threonine phosphatase activity.